Momordica charantia (bitter melon) is the source of this 1940-nucleotide messenger RNA. RefSeq names its product TRICHOME BIREFRINGENCE-LIKE 6 (gene TBL6). Gene Ontology annotation, molecular function: O-acetyltransferase activity. The record is from RefSeq and is a predicted model, not a curated record. Gene Ontology annotation, cellular component: Golgi apparatus. NCBI's taxonomy places the organism in Eukaryota, Viridiplantae, Streptophyta, Magnoliopsida, Cucurbitales, Cucurbitaceae.
UUUCCCUUCGUCGUCCUUUUUCGCUGUCACUGCUUCUUUCCCCUCGAUCUCUGGUCCGUUUCUGAUGUGACAUUUUCAAUAAUUUGUUUGGUUCCAAUCUUUUUCCAUUUUUCUCGCUCUCACUCUCGUGGGAGAUUGUGAGAAAAUCGAUGGAGCGACAGAGAAGUAUUGCCAUUAAACCCACCAGAUUCUUGGUUUUCACUUUCACAAUCUCCUCCUUUCUCGUCUUCGUCUCCUUCAUUUCCCUCUGGAUCGUUAAGAACUCCCCCGCCCGCCCCGACAGCUUCUUUCUCUUCUUCAAUAAAACCCCAAUUGCGGUGAGCUUCUUCAGACCCGUCAAUCUCCACACCCUUAACGGAUUCGGGAGGAACUUCUCUACAAGUGAUGCGGUUGCUAAUUUGCUCGAUGCCCAUUUGAAGAAACCUGAAAAUGCGUCUGGGUUUGCCGGGAUUUCGCUUUCCGGCGAGGAGAGGAAGAGGAACGCCGCGGAGGACGGCGGCGGUGAUGGCAAUACUACCGCGGUCCGGCCCAGGGGCGGGGAGAUGCCGAUUAAGGAAGUUGAAGUAGCGAUUAGCGAGAGGAUUUGGAAUAAAUUUGAACCCUCGAACAAGACUGUGAGGAACUUCUCUAGAACUGAUAAGAAGGCUGAAAAUGUUUCUGGGUUUGCCGGGAUUCCGGUUUCCGGCGAGGAGAUGAAGAAGAACGCGGUUGGAGAGGGGAAAGAAGAUGGCGGCGGCGAUGGUAAUUCCACCGCAAUCCGGCCAAGGGGCAGUGAGAUUCCGAUUAAGGAAGCUGAAGUAGCCAUCAGCGAGAGGAUUGAGAAGAAAUUUGAACCCCCAAACAAGAUUUUGAGAAAAGAAUCUCAUCGGUGUGAUUUGACGAAAGGGAAGUGGGUUUUCGAUGAAACUAGUCCACUGUAUUCGAAUAGUUCAUGCCCUUUUAUAGAUGAAGGAUUCGAUUGCGAAGGAAAUGGAAGAUUGGAUUUGAACUACAAGAAGCUGAAAUGGCAACCCCAAGAUUGUGGUUCUUACAGGUUCAAUGCCACAAAAAUGCUGGAACUGAUAAGAGGGAAGAGGGUGGUUUUUGUGGGAGAUUCAAUAAACAGAAACCAGUGGGAAUCUAUGCUCUGUAUGCUGUUUUCCGCCAUUAAAGAUCCAAGGAAGGUUUAUGAGACUCAUGGUAGAAGAAUCACCAAGAAGAAAGGGAAUUACAGUUUUAAGUUUGUGGAUUACAAAUGUACUGUUGAGUUCUACGUGUCACAUUUUCUUGUUCGUGAGGACAAGGCGAGGUUGGGACGGAGACGAGUUCAGACGUUGCGAAUCGAUGCGAUUGAUCGUGGCACGUCGAGAUGGCGGGGAGCUGAUGUUUUGGUUUUCAACUCUGCUCAUUGGUGGUCCCAUUACAAAACAAAAUCUGGGGUCAAUUACUACCAAGAAAGAGACCAAGUUCUUCCUCGACUCGAUGUAAAUAUUGCUUUUAGAAGAGCUCUGACAACUUGGGCAUCAUGGGUCGAUAAGUAUAUCGAUUCAAAGAAAACCCGAGUUUUCUUUCGAAGUUCUGCGCCAUCCCAUUUCAGGGGAGGGCAGUGGAAUUCAGGUGGGCAUUGUAGAGAAGCCACAGAGCCUCUGAAUCAAACAUCAAGCUUGGAUCACCCUGAGAAGAAUCUCAUUGUAGAAGAUGUGAUAAAUCAGAUGAGGACUCCAGUUACUUUGUUGAACAUCACGGGUUUAUCGGAUUAUCGGAUCGAUGGACACCCGUCCCUUUACGGGAAAUCAUUUGUAAAUAGGCAGUCUUCAAGAGGAGGUGAAGAUUGCAGCCAUUGGUGCUUGCCUGGUGUUCCUGAUGCAUGGAAUGAAUUGUUGUACUUGCACUUGAAAUAUAGAGAAAUGGUGAGAUGAAUUCUUUUGACAAUGUGUAUGUAGAAUCAUUUGAUUCGGUUC